AUGCUGAGCCUAGCGUCAUGGAUACCACUAAUCGUACAUGCGUGUAUUCUUGGAAUUGUAUUUUAUGCGGUGAACAGAGUGGUGCCCGAUGCAUACAUGGAUGAAAUAUUCCAUGUUCCACAAGCACAAAGAUACUGCAAUGGGGAUUAUUACACUUGGGACCCCAAAUUGACUACUCCACCUGGAUUUGCCUCCAUCUUCACCUUCCAUAUUCUGUUCCAUUCAAUUUCUCCGAAUGACCUCUUUACUAUUUACGAUAAUGCUCUCUUACCUACUUCCACACCUUCUCCACUCUCUCCAUCCAUCCGUAUCUCCAUAUUCAUUGCGGACGAUAAUGGAAUCGAUUCUUUUUUUGUGUUGGCUGGAUAUUAUUUGGAGAGGGUUGGAAAGUAUGGUCCGAGUGCUAUGUGUUUGGCGAUAUCCAUUUUAUUCCGUCAGACCAAUGUAAUAUGGGCAUGCUUUGUAGCUGGAGAUAUAGUCUCUUCCAUUCUUUCACCCGUUAUCUUUUCCUCACCAUCCAGCGAAAGAGAUUCUCCUGCUAGUUCUCAAGAAUAUUCGUUCAUAGAACGGUGGAUAAAAGUUGCAGAAAAGAUUGUAAGCGGAAUACAGAGUAAUUUGAAGAUACUGGUUAGGAGAAUGAUCCCAUACUUUGUUGUUGUGCUCUUGGUUGGAGUAUUCUUUGUGUGGAAUGGAAGCAUUGCACUUGGCGAUAAAGCGAAUCACGUAGCAAUUUUACACAUUCCCCAGAUAUAUUAUUUCAUUGCAUUCACAGCUGUUCUCUCGCUUCCUCUCACCAUGAUCCAUCCAAGUGAUCUGUACAAUUUAAGGAAAUGUUUGAUUACACCGAUUGCAUACGUAACAAUGUUACUUAUGACCAUAUCCGUACAUAAAUAUACAUAUGAACACCCAUUUCUGUCGAGUGACAAUAGACAUUAUUCGUUUUAUGUAUGGAAAAAGGUAUACAAAAGACAUCCGUCGGUUAAAUACUUGCUGAUUCCGGCAUACUUUACAGCAUUACAAAUAAUUCUCAGACCACUGACUGCGUGUAGGUCGUCGCUAUGGGUGCUAACCUUUGCUGCCGCCGUCUGCCUGACUCUAGUACCAUCCCCAUUAUUUGAAUUCAGAUAUUUUAUUAUUCCGUAUAUUAUUUAUCGUUUAAACAUCAGGCCACCAUCGACAACACGACUAUUGCUCGAAUUUAUGACAUACUCGUUUGUAAACGCAGUCACAUUGUAUUUGUUCAUUUACAAACCAUUUAAAUGGGAAUCAGAGCCUAACCAGCUUCAAAGAUUCUUGUGGUAG
Paraglomus brasilianum is the source of this 1302-nucleotide messenger RNA. The record is from the annotation of a GenBank genome assembly. NCBI's taxonomy places the organism in Eukaryota, Fungi, Glomeromycota, Glomeromycetes, Paraglomerales, Paraglomeraceae.